AUGUACCCAGAAAAUUCCCAAAUUAUUGGUAUAAAAAAAUCUACUAAUAAUGAAUAUUACAUUUCUGAAUCAAAUUCACAACCUAUCUUUGAUAAACCACUUCAAUCUUCUUCUGGUACUGAUAAUAAUUCUAGAAAUUAUAGACUUUUUAAUGUUAGAAACCAAUUACAAUAUGACUACUAUAACAAUAAUGAAAAUAAAAUUGGACACUUUUGGUUGACUUGUGGUAGUUACAACUGUGGAAGAGGCAAAAAAUAG
Strongyloides ratti is the source of this 258-nucleotide messenger RNA. RefSeq lists its product as hypothetical. NCBI's taxonomy places the organism in Eukaryota, Metazoa, Nematoda, Chromadorea, Rhabditida, Strongyloididae. The record is from RefSeq and is a predicted model, not a curated record. Bases 1 to 258 code for a protein of 85 amino acids. The transcript is spliced from 2 exons.